This is a messenger RNA of Arctia plantaginis, 1386 nucleotides long. The record is from the annotation of a GenBank genome assembly. Lineage: Eukaryota; Metazoa; Arthropoda; Insecta; Lepidoptera; Erebidae.
AUGAUGGGAAAGAGGAUGCAUCAUAACAGCAAAGGACGACUAGCUAGCAAAGGCCAUGAUAAUGGAAAACCAUCAAGUCCAGGUAUAUCACCCUACACCAAGCCUUCUAAAAUACCAGGAGUUAUGUCAGUUGGUAAAACCAAGGUAGAAAUGUGCCCUAUACCGUACAUUAAAAUCCAAGACAACGCUGUCCACCUACCUCGAUUCACAGCGAUUGCAGCCAGGCCCAAUGACGAACUGAUUGGCAUGGAUGAGUUAGACUCUCUUCAGCUGGAACUAGAAUCUCUUUUGUGCAAUACUGCCCUACGUGUUAGAUACUUUCAAUCUGAAAUAGAAAGUAUAGACACUAAUGAGUCUAAGAGAGAAAAGAAAGGAAAAGCUGCUGGUAAACAAUUGCAGUAUCCUGGUAAAAGAAAGUUUCAAGAUGAUAAAGUAGUGAAAACCAGAGAUUACAAUUCUAGAUUCACUAAUCAGCCCAAAGUGCCUAAGUUUAAAAAUUUAUCAAAUGCUUCUGGAGGAUCUCAAAACUGUGCCAAUGAUGCUGAUAACUCAGUGAAAUUGGAACUGCCACAAUUAGCUCUGCCAAAGAAUAACAUUCCUUACAAAUUUUGGAGUUCCGUAGAUCCAUAUUGUGCACCUGUAACAUUAGAUGAUAUUAAGUUUUUAGAAUCUUUAUUGGCUCAGAGUAGCAACAGUACAUUACCACCGAUACCGCCUCUUGGUCGACAUUAUUCUGAAGUUUGGGCAGAUGAACACCUUGCUGAAGAUCAAAACGCUUCUAAUCCAAAUAAACAAAAAUCAUCCAUGUCUCCUGAAACUUCCAGUGUUCGUAAGAAACUUGAGAAAACAAAUGAGAAUAUAAUUACAGGACCAUUAACACAAAGACUUGUCUCUGCUCUCAUGGAAGAAAAUUUGAUGAAUUAUGAAGUGCCUGAUAUUAAAGUUAAUAAGCAGAUUACUAACACAAAAAGUAGCUAUAAGAACUCACUGACUUUGGAAAAAUGUCUUCGAAAAGAGCUUGUGGAGCAAGGUAUUUUAGACCCAGAAGACCUGCCACCUCUAACCAAUCCAGCAGAUGAUGAAAUAUUGGCUGAAAUAAAAAAAUGCCAGACUGAAUUGACUGCAGUAAAAAAAGAUAACUGCCGUAAUUUGAAACACCUCAUUGGAUUAUGUAAACAAGAAAUGAUUAGACUGAAUCUGAAGAAACAAUUAGAUCAAGUUGAUAUGGAAUGUAUGGAAAUCUAUAAGAAAAUGGCAGCAGCUAAACAGAAAAAGAGACCUAUCACUAAGAAAGAAAAAGAAGAUGCUUGGCGAGCAAUAAAUGAGCAGAUAAGGCUUAACAAAGAAAUUAAUGCUUUGCCACUGACUGGUCCAAACUCAAACUAA